AUGAACCCCCAGCUACGUUCCAUCAAGGAAAUAGAGCCGAUGACUAGGUACGAGCCGGGUGGUUAUCAUCCGCUCAAGGUGAACGACGUGUUACAGGGCCGUUACCUUAUUAUAGAUAAGUUGGGACAUGGGAACCUUUCCACUGUAUGGCUAGCGAAGGAUCUAAAGGCAAAAGAACACUGUUAUUACGCUAUCAAGGUGAACAUGGCCAAAAAUUCAUCUACCCCUGUAUUGGCAGAGGGCAAAGUUUUGCGUGAGCUGCGCAGAUCAUGGUUCCCUCUCUUUGUCCCAGGACGGGAAUUGAUACCCCGGGUUUUUGACGAGUUCAAACUUGAAGGCCCUAAUGGGACCCACGCAUGCUUGGUCACAAGCCCAUCGUGUGUUAAUCUCCGUGAGCUAUCAGACAAUCAUCUCUUCCCGAUGCAGGUUGCCCGAGCAUUCGCUGCCAAAAUCGCAACCGCAGUCCGCUUUGUGCACUCACGGAGGAUUAUUCAUGGAGACAUUCAUCUAGCCAACAUAUUGCUGCCAUUCAGAGAGGGUUACAACUCGCUUUCCUUAGCCGAAUACAGGGCAUCACACGGGUAUACCCAAUUUUAUUCCCUCAACCACAACCCUAAUGAGUCCGUGCCCGUGCAAUACCCGACAGAAGCUACAGUGCCUUUGUGUUGUCGCAAAAGGCCGGAGAACCUUACCGUAGAGGAUGCCCAUAGGCUUCUGCUGUGCGAUUUUGGUGACGCAUUUAAGCCCCGUUCGGACGUGCGCUUGGGGCGAGAAUGUCGUACCCCGGCCACAAAGAGAGCCCCUGAAGCCUUCUUUUCGCCCGAUUUGCUCAUGCGGUAUGCCUCAGACAUCUGGGGCUUGGGUCUUGUCUUCUGGGAGUUGGUUGCCAAGGAGCCAUUAUUCGUCACUGCCUGCUCUGGAAAUGAGAUUGUGGCACAACAACUUGAUGUCCUCGGCAAUCACUUCUUCCCUUCCCACUGGGCGAGAGUCUGGUGCCGGGCAGGUUCCGAUGUCGGUCUCCCAAGACCGCGUCCGAUUCGACGACCAAUCGGGCCCAGGGUUACUCGACUGCCUCUCGAGGUUACCUGGGAGGCCCUUGUGGAGGAGAGGAAGGAAAAUCAGGGAGAGUUGGGGGCUUUUCGUUUUGAAGAAAGGCAGGCGUUUCUUGAGUUGAUCAGAGGGAUGCUCAGGUUCAACCCCAAAGAGCGAUAUACCUUAGACCAGGUGAUGCAUUCCGAGUGGAUGGUAAGGUGGGCAUUACCUGCGCUCGCUCAAACUCAGUAG
Molecule: messenger RNA, 1284 nt
Organism: Xylaria bambusicola
Lineage: Eukaryota; Fungi; Ascomycota; Sordariomycetes; Xylariales; Xylariaceae
Product: protein kinase
Exons: 2
Coding region: 1-1284 (427 amino acids)
Biological process (GO): protein phosphorylation
Molecular function (GO): protein kinase activity; ATP binding
Source: RefSeq, a predicted model, not a curated record